Messenger RNA from Anolis carolinensis (green anole), 912 nucleotides. RefSeq names its product polyamine modulated factor 1 (gene pmf1). The transcript has 7 exons. Gene Ontology annotation, biological process: chromosome segregation. Lineage: Eukaryota; Metazoa; Chordata; Lepidosauria; Squamata; Anolidae. The record is from RefSeq and is a predicted model, not a curated record. Gene Ontology annotation, cellular component: MIS12/MIND type complex. The coding region runs from base 53 to 772 and encodes 239 amino acids.
GAGGGGGCGUGGCUGGGGCGCGGGGUUUGAAUCUGCGCUCGGGCGGGCCAAGAUGGCGGCGGAGGCGGCGGCGGCGGCGAAGGAGGCCGAGGCCGGAGCCGCGUCUUCGGGCCCGGAAGGCGUCCGCCCCGGCCGGGAAGGGGUCCUGGACUUCGUCGUCGACUGCGCCCUCCGCACCACCGAGCCCGGAAUGAAGCACCUGUUUGCCAAGUCCUUCCGGCACCACUACAAGGCCCAGCGUCGCCUCACAAGGUGUGUUUAUGAUCGGUUUCUGGCCCGGUUUCAAAGCUGUGUCAAGAAGGAAAUCCAGAACCUGAAGGAGGAAGGGAACCUUUCGAUGCUCUUUGCCUCCCUGGACCGAAUGGUGGAAGCAGCCAAGGGCAGGGAGAACCCCGCCUGGCGCCCGUCUGGGGCCCCGGAGGCGGCCCUUCCUGCGGUGGUGUCCCCCUCCUUGGCGAAGCAGCGGAGCUUCCUGCGGGCGGCCCUGAAGAAGGCCCAGGCCCACAGCGCCCGACUGGCCCAAGCCGUGACCCGAGGGCGGCAGGAGAUCCGCCAGAUGCAGGAGGAGACACAGCAACACCGGGAACAAUGGAAGAGGCUCAUUCAGAUGCUGACAACUCUCACGACUCUGAAGCCUUUGUCUCCAAGCGGGAAAGUGCUGAAGUGGUCAAGCGGCUCAAGCAGAACUACGGCAGGUGGUCCCAGCAUCAGGUGGCCUUGGUGCCGGCCACGCGUGACCCGUGGGAGGCCCACCGAGAGGUGUGUGAGCUGAACCCCUCCUGCGACGAGCUGGCCGACCAGGUGGGCUUCCAGGAGGCCUAUCGCCGCUUCUACGGACCCCUCUGAGCUGCGGUCAGGGCUUCCGCCCGGCCUGUUGAAACGCAGGGAACGGUCAAUAAAAGGCGCAUCAAA